Messenger RNA from Daphnia pulicaria, 1890 nucleotides. Its product is annotated as G2/mitotic-specific cyclin-A-like. Gene Ontology annotation, cellular component: cyclin A2-CDK2 complex; nucleus; cytoplasm. The coding region runs from base 188 to 1546 and encodes 452 amino acids. The record is from RefSeq and is a predicted model, not a curated record. Gene Ontology annotation, biological process: regulation of cyclin-dependent protein serine/threonine kinase activity; mitotic cell cycle phase transition. Gene Ontology annotation, molecular function: cyclin-dependent protein serine/threonine kinase regulator activity. The transcript is spliced from 7 exons. Lineage: Eukaryota; Metazoa; Arthropoda; Branchiopoda; Diplostraca; Daphniidae.
GUUGCUUACUGCACAUUCAGUCUUGGUUAGAUGAGUCGAGAGGAAGAUUCUUAUGAAGAACAGAUUCAUCUGAUUUAAUAACGGACUUCCAACGAGGUCUUUCAUUCCCUGUUAGUCCCGCCACGUUUUGUUCACUUUUAUUCCAGGGACGUUUUGAAUUGAAUUGUCUUGUAAAACCUACGACGUCAUGGCUUCUCACUUCGACCAAGAGAAUCAACUUCCUUCGACGCAAGCUGCUUCUUCACGCUUUGGUUUGAGGAAAGAAGCCGGCCAACCGAAAUUGGGGCUUUCAAUCGUCAACUCCAAUGCUGCUAAUUCAAAGAAGGCAUCUCAGCUUCAGAGCAAGAAGGCUCCUGCCUUUGCAGUGUUUGAUGAGAAUGCUACUGAUAACACUGAUAAAGUCAACAAGGGACAGAAUUACUGGAACCCAAUCCCACCCAUCAAUGUGAAGCAACAGUCGUUUGCUGAACCGAAGCAGGGGUUUGCUGUCUACAGAGAUGAAGUUGCAUCCAAGUCCCACAGACAAGCUUUGGCUCCAAUUUCUCAGAGCCUUGAAGAUUCAGCUUGCAGCUUUAUGUCCAUGAACACAAGUUUACAUCAACUAGACUAUGUUCUCCAGCACAAAGAAGAGGAAUCUCGUGAAUCCUUCAAGAUUCAAGAUCAUCUCAGCCCUAUGGUAAUUGAUGAAUUAGGCCUUGAAGAAAGCAAGCCAUGUGCUACCUUUGCUGAGUUAAAUCGCCAUCUAGAAUCUGCUUUACCUGAAGUUUACCUCAAGGACAUUUACAAGUACCUUAGGGAAUGCGAAGAACGCCAUAGACCUAAGCCCCAUUACAUGCGUAAGCAAUCUGACAUUACUCACGGCAUGCGCGCCAUUUUGAUUGAUUGGCUCGUUGAAGUUGCCGAAGAGUACAAAAUCCACAACGAAACAUUAUUCCUCGCCGUUUCUUUUAUUGACCGCUUUCUUUCGCACAUGUCUGUUUUGCGUGGAAAGUUACAAUUGGUUGGAACUGCCGCCAUGUUCAUUGCCGCUAAAUAUGAAGAGAUCUACCCACCUGAGGUUGGCGAGUUCGUCUACAUCACCGACGACACAUACACCAAGAAGCAAGUCUUGCGCAUGGAGCAUUUAAUCCUCAAAGUUUUAGCUUUCGAAUUGGCUGUGCCAACAACGAAUUACUUUCUCCAACGCUACAUCCAGACGUCUCGUUCAAGUGAGACGUGUCUGCACUUGGCAUCGUAUUUGUGUGAAUUGACAUUGAUGGAGACUGAGCCAUACCUGCAUCAUCUGUCCUCGGUUGUAGCCGCCUCUUCCGUUGCACUAGCAAGACUCGCCUGUGGAAACGAAAUCUGGCCGUCACACGUGCAGGUAUCAUCCGGUUACUCCCUUGAGCAGUUGAUGCCUUGCAUCAAGGAUCUCCACGCCACGUGGGUUCAGGCCCCAUCAAGCCCUCAACAAGCUAUCCGCGAGAAGUACAAGGCCGAAAAAUGGCAUGCUGUUUCUCUGACGACUCCACCGCCCAUCUCUACGUUAGAAUUGGCGCAGUUUUAGCGAUGGAUAGUAAUCACUGACCUUCUAAGAAUAUUUAUAAUAUGAAAUUUACGUGUUCUUUCCCCUAUUUCCCACAAAGGACGUUGUACAUAACAUCGAUAUCUCGAUUGUUUCCCUUUCUGCCAUUCCGAUUUGUCUCGUUUUAACAUUUUUUUAUUUUUCGAAAAGUCGUGAAAAUUUAAACCAAAAAACAUUUGAAAAAAAAAUAAGAAAACAUAUCGUAGUCAUGGCUACGAAUUUUCCCUCAUCCUGUGAAUCAUAUCACUGUCAUAAGUUUCAAUUUUUGUACAAAAAAAAAUCCUAAAAGUGUGCUGCUAGAUUUAAUACAUGACUUGUCAAAACAA